Globicephala melas (long-finned pilot whale) is the source of this 2275-nucleotide messenger RNA. RefSeq names its product arylsulfatase family member K (gene ARSK). NCBI's taxonomy places the organism in Eukaryota, Metazoa, Chordata, Mammalia, Artiodactyla, Delphinidae. The record is from RefSeq and is a predicted model, not a curated record. Gene Ontology annotation, molecular function: arylsulfatase activity; glucuronate-2-sulfatase activity.
AGGAAACCGAACUGCGAUCUCUGCGAUCCCCGCCCUCCUUUUCUCGGGAGGAACUUCCUAGGGGGAGGGGCAGGGUCCAGCGCCCAGAGGCCGGGCUCCCAGAACAACUCCCCGUGAUGCUGCCGCUGUGGGUGGCGGUGGUCGCAGUCUCGGCGCUGGCAACACCAGCUCCUGGGGCAGGUGGGCAGAGGCGGGGAGCAGUUAAGGCUUGGCCAGAUGCGCCUAACGUGGUGCUAGUCGUGAGCGACUCCUUCGAUGGAAGGCUAACAUUUUAUCCAGGGAGUCAAGUAGUGAAACUUCCUUUUAUCAGCUUCAUGAAAGCACAUGGCACGUCCUUUCUGAAUGCCUACACAAACUCUCCGAUCUGCUGCCCAUCGCGCGCAGCAAUGUGGAGUGGCCUCUUCACUCACUUAACAGAAUCUUGGAAUAACUUUAAGGGCUUAGAUCCAAAUUAUACAACAUGGAUGGAUGUCAUGGAGAAGCAUGGCUACCGAACACAAAAAUUUGGAAAACUGGACUAUAUUUCAGGGCAUCACUCCAUCAGCAAUCGUGUGGAAGCCUGGACAAGAGAUGUUGCUUUCUUACUCAGACAAGAAGGCCGGCCUAUGGUUAAUCUUGUCCCUAAAAAGACUAAAGUAAGAGUGAUGGAAGGGGACUGGAAGAAUACAGAUAGAGCAGUAAAUUGGUUAAGAAAGGAAGCAAUUAAUUACACUCAACCAUUUGUUCUGUACUUGGGAUUAAAUUUGCCACACCCAUAUCCUUCACCAUCUUCAGGAGAAAAUUUUGGAUCUUCAACAUUUCACACAUCUCUUUAUUGGCUUAAAAAAGUGUCCUAUGAUGCCAUCAAAAUCCCAAAGUGGUCACCUCUGUCAGAAAUGCACCCUAUAGAUUAUUACUCUUCUUAUACCAAAAACUGCACUGGGAAGUUUACAGAAAAAGAAAUUAAGGAUAUUAGAGCAUUUUAUUACGCUAUGUGUGCUGAGACAGAUGCUAUGCUUGGUGAAAUUAUUUUGGCUCUUCACCAGUUAGAUCUUCUUCAGAAAACGAUUGUCAUAUACACCUCAGACCACGGAGAGCUGGCCAUGGAACAUCGUCAGUUUUAUAAAAUGAGUAUGUACGAAGCUAGUGCCCAUGUCCCACUCUUGAUCAUGGGACCGGGAAUUAAGACCAACCUACAAGUAUCAAAUGUGGUUUCUCUUGUGGAUAUUUACCCUACUAUGCUUGAUAUUGCUGGAAUUCCUCUGCCUCAGAACCUGAGUGGAUACUCUCUGCUGCCAUUAUCAUCAGAAAUGUUUAAGAAUGAACAAAAAUUCAAAAACCUACAUCCGCCCUGGAUUCUGAGUGAAUUCCAUGGAUGCAAUGUAAACGCUUCCGCCUACAUGCUUCGAACUAACCAAUGGAAGUAUAUAGCCUACUCUGAUGGUGCUUCAGUAUUGCCUCAACUCUUUGAUCUUUCCUCAGAUCCAGAUGAACUAACAAAUAUUGCUACAAAAUUUCCAGAAGUUACUGCUUCUUUGGAUCAGAAGCUUCGUUCCAUUAUAAACUACCCUAAGGUUUCUGAUUCUGUCCACCGAUACAAUAAAGAGCAGUUUAUCAAGUGGAAACAAAGUAUAGGGCAAAACUAUUCAAAUGUCAUAGCAAAUCUUAGGUGGCAUCAGGACUGGCUGAAAGAACCAUGGAAGUAUGAAAAUGCCAUUGAUCAGUGGCUUAAAAGCCACUCUGAUCCAUAAAAUAUUUGAACAAAAAUAAGAAAAUAAUGUUCUAGAACUAUAUAGAAAUAUGUUAAAAGAUCAUGAUUAAUUAUGCAUUUUAAACAUUAGUUUUAAUAAUUACUGAUUUUCAGUUAAAGAAUGUACUCUUCUAAAAUAAAAUAUCAAUCAUUAUAGAAUUACAUAUUUUCAAACAUUACUAUCAAGACCUUAUUCUUAUAAACUUCUGACGACUUAACCAAAAUAUUAAAAGGGUAGAAUCAAAUACUAUCAUAUAAAGUUGUGUUCCUCUGAAUAUUAUGGAAUAUAAAAUAUUUUAACAUUUUUUAUUACUUAUGACCCAUAAAAUAGUUGUUUUUGAGUAUUUGAUGGUGUCUGAUGAGUUAUUUUUAUUUGAUGGGAUAUAGAUCAUUUGGAUGUAUUUGAUGGGAGUAUUUGGAGUAUUUUAAUGGUACACAGACCAUGGAUAUGGCAGAAAUUAUUAUUUUUUAAAAUAGGUAAUACAUGCACAAGGUACAAGCUUCAAAAAGGUACUAAACAGUUAACAGUGAGCAUGAAGUCUCUCU